Molecule: messenger RNA, 1411 nt
Organism: Medioppia subpectinata
Lineage: Eukaryota; Metazoa; Arthropoda; Arachnida; Sarcoptiformes; Oppiidae
Source: the annotation of a GenBank genome assembly
UUUAUCUUCGCUUCAAUUGAGUGACAGAUUUUUAUAAGAGAUGUCAACGAAAACAUACCAAAUCUGUUUCGUGCCGUGCGAUGCGUUCGGACACGUGAACGCGUGCUUAGGGUUAGCACAAAGUCUAACACAGUUUGGCCACAAAUGUGUGUUUGUAGUGAACCAGACCUGGAAAGACCUCAUCGUUGGCCUCGGCUUUGAUGUCGAGGUCUAUAUCGAAGCUCAUAAGGAAGGAGUGAAUGGCAUUGACGUGUGGAUCAAAUCCAUGCGUGAGUCCCGACACUCACUUAUACUGUCUUCGUUUGACAAAAUCCGUGAGUUUGAAGCCCCGGGUUGGCCCACAAUGACUGCCGAUGUGAAGACAUUCAACACUGACGUCCAGCGUAUCAUUGAUUCAGUCAAACCCGACGCCAUAGUCGCCGAUAAUUUAAUCUCUGUUCCAGCGGUUGUAUCGGCGGACGUGCCGUGGAUUGACUUAAUCUCUUGCAAUCCUCUGUAUUAUUGGUCGGACGAACGCUUACCGCCGGGAGGUUCAGGUUAUCCAACAAAUGGCGACAAAAAAUUAUGGCAAGAAUUUCGUGAAGAGACAUACAGUGCAUACAGCGAUGAAUGGCAUAGUUUUAACCAAUGGUUACAAUCAGUGGGUGCGCCCGCACUUCAACACUGCGGCCACUUCUCAAACCCCUCGCCAUUCCUCAACUUAUAUCUCUGUCCACAAGAACUAGACUACAAAGACAUCGCACCUAAAGACACAAAACUUUGGCUUAAUAUCGAUUCACUCAUUCGUUCAGACAUUGAAACGCAAACCAAAACUUUUGAAAUACCGGAAGAGUUGCGACAAAAAUCCGGAAAACUUAUAUACCUAUCGAUGGGAACUUUAUGUUGCGUAGAGCUGUCACUCAUGAGGCGAUUAGUGUCACUGUUGUCGCACUCAAAGCAUCGGUUUAUUAUCUCAAAGGGUCCGUUAGGGGAAGAAUACGAAUUGGCAGACAAUAUGUGGGGCCAAAACUCAUUACCGCAGUUACAAGUGCUCCGAUUGGUUGACUUAGUGCUCACACACGGAGGCAAUAAUACGGUCACCGAAACCAUGCAUUUCGGUAAACCACUGAUCGUUUUGCCCGUAUUUGCCGAUCAGUACGACAACGCACAGAGAGUGGUCGAAAAGGGACUCGGCCUACGAUUGGACCCAUUCUUCUGCAGUCAAUCGGAACUCUUUGAAGCAAUCGAUGAGUUGUUGAAUGACUCAAAUCUGAGCCAAAGAUGUUUAAAGAUUUCGGAGAGGAUUAGGAAAAGUGAGAGUAAAGCUAAAGCCGUUAAACGCAUUGAAGAAGUCAUACAAGAAUAUCAAGAAAAGUCUUAGAAUUGUUAUACUUUUAAAACUGGUUAAAUUAUAUUAGACUUUAUUUUAUAA